Molecule: messenger RNA, 564 nt
Organism: Chaetura pelagica (chimney swift)
Lineage: Eukaryota; Metazoa; Chordata; Aves; Apodiformes; Apodidae
Gene: TMEM114
Product: transmembrane protein 114
Exons: 4
Coding region: 1-564 (187 amino acids)
Cellular component (GO): apical plasma membrane
Source: RefSeq, a predicted model, not a curated record
AUGAAGCUCUAUUUUCUGUUCGUGCUAGAACGAGAUCUCAAAUACACAGACUUAAACGCCUCGAGGUUCACAGGCACCCUCAGGACUCGGUCACGCAGCCCUGCCAGCUCCUUGAGGAGCGAAUGUUACCCUUUGAUAAACCCCUUCUGGCAUGAGAAUGCAAACAUCACUGAUACACACAGACGGCUUUUGUAUAUGCAUGGAACAUUUGUCAUCCUGAUGCCCCUCAGCCUGAUAUUGAUGAUUGUUGGAGGAAUGACCGGAUUCAUCGGUAUUCUUGCCAGGGCCUACCUACUGCUCCUGAUGACAGGACUGCUUUUUCUUUUUGGAGCUCUUGUUACACUUACUGGAAUCAGUGUCUAUAUCGCAUAUUCAGCUGCUGCCUUCGAAGAAGCUGUCUGCCUCCUGAGGAGUAAGGAUGUCUUGGUAGAAAUUGACAUCAGGUUUGGCUGGUCGCUAGCACUAGUCUGGAUCUCCUUUGUCUCAGAAGUGCUCACUGGGGCUUUGUUUCUCCUGGCAGCCAGAGUUGUUGGUCUGGGAUGGCGUUGUGAACAGGCGUUAUGA